Messenger RNA from Dovyalis caffra, 264 nucleotides. The record is from the annotation of a GenBank genome assembly. Lineage: Eukaryota; Viridiplantae; Streptophyta; Magnoliopsida; Malpighiales; Salicaceae.
AUGGCAUUUUCCUCUUAUGAAGGAAAACAACUUAUAAACGUCAAACUUGGAGCCGACCACCCAAAUAUCUACACUGGUAGCUUUACCCAGCUAGAUCCUCAAGGUGUCAGCUUAAUCACCAAGGUCCUUGAAUGCGACAACCUCACUUGUGGCCCAUAUAUAGAAGCUACAGAGUUAAGUGAUCAAUUCAAUGCCAAGAGUCAGAUAGAUUCCACAACUUUCAGACAGCUUAUAAAACAUAUAAAGAGUACGGAGAAAAAGUAA